Molecule: messenger RNA, 456 nt
Organism: Cercopithifilaria johnstoni
Lineage: Eukaryota; Metazoa; Nematoda; Chromadorea; Rhabditida; Onchocercidae
Source: the annotation of a GenBank genome assembly
AUGAAACUAAAACAACAGUUCAUUGAUGGAAAUUUUACUUUCCCUACCGCAACUGUAAAAUUGCCAUCCCUCGAACUUGGCAUAUUCCGUGUUGAGACUUCAUCCAAAGGGGUCACACCAUCAAAGAUCAGACUAAUUCGAAUGUCACUAGAUGUACUGUCUUCCGGAAAAUCAGGAAAAAAUUCUGACAAGAAGGCAGAAUCUAAUAUGAUAUCAAAUCCUUCAUCAGUGACAAAUACAACUUCAAUUUUAAAUAAUGAUCGACACAGUGUUUCACCAAAGAGGUUAGUAGUCGCUGAGCGAAUUUUAGAUUGGGAGUCUGUCGCUAAUAAUUUGCACUACGACCAACACAGAAGAGUGGAAACAGAUGAUGAAGAGGAAGCUGUAAGAUGGAAGCUAGUAGCAUAUCAUCCGCAUUUCCUAGCGCAAACGUCUGUACGAGUGGAACUGAUAUAA